Messenger RNA from Penicillium expansum, 2214 nucleotides. Its product is annotated as Polyketide synthase, enoylreductase. The record is from RefSeq and is a predicted model, not a curated record. The transcript has 5 exons. Gene Ontology annotation, molecular function: oxidoreductase activity. NCBI's taxonomy places the organism in Eukaryota, Fungi, Ascomycota, Eurotiomycetes, Eurotiales, Aspergillaceae. Bases 1 to 2214 code for a protein of 737 amino acids.
AUGGAACAACCGGCCUUUAUCUUCUUGAAUACAACAGGCGCGUCUAGUCUCUCUCCGCCGGCUGCAAAGCGAAUGAGGGCGCAUAUCACGAAAACCAACUUCGCCAAACGCCGUCAACAUGCCCCGUCAACUGGAUCAGAACCAAGAGAACAGAGAAAGGAUCAGUCGCGGCCGUUGAAAGAGAGCGAAAAACCUAAAAGCAAGCAGAUCACCACAUUAUUGCCGCCUAAAUCCACUAGCCCCGAUUCAGCUCGUGAUGCAACAGCUUUUCAGAAGCUUCAAGAACUAGUCUUCCUAGAAGGCAGGCACUCUCCGGGCAGCCCAAGCGAAGCAGCAUGGUUUAAUCUUAUUGCCUCGGACCCAGUCCUAAUUGAAGCGUCACUGGCUGUAGCGGUACGACACUGGUCGCCCGAUAACGCAUGGCAAUUGAAAGCAUAUCGGCAUUCAUAUGCAGCAGUUCAUUCCAUCAAGCAGCGAAUCAUGUCGACGGGGGCUCGGACGGACGGUGUUCUCGGGGCGGUUACCACAUUGGCAUUCGGGGCGACACUAGAACAGGAUGAUGUGGCGUGGAAUGUUCAUGUCUUUGGUCUCGCGCAUAUGCUCAAAGACAGGAAAUCUCGCACGAUGACUCCGCCGCCAUCAUGGAUAACCGAUCUGAUUGUCCAGGAUUCCGUCAACGCCAUCUUCAAAUUUCCAAGACUAUAUCACGAGCGCAUUCUCGAGGUCUUGAUUGAUUACAAUGAUCAGAGAAUCCUCGGAAUAAAAGGACUCUGUGACAGUGUGAUCCAGCUACAGAAAAUGAUCGAGUCCCAUCAUCAACACCAAUUUGAUCCGACUCUAGUGGCACGAGAGAUUGAGGAGCCACUGGCCCAGCUGCAUUACAAAGUACGCGCUCUCCGAGCUAUUGACGAUCUAUAUGUCCAGGCCACUGCGCGAGCGAUCGAACUAGUGCUCUAUCUCCUCUGGCCAUCGCGGUCGGGAGCUUACUUGACCCUUCUUGCGGGGGAAUUGAAAGAAGCUAUAUGUCGAUUUCCAAUCAAAGGGUGCUCCUAUAUGAAUUUGACUUCCUUUCCGCUGAUGAUUGGGGCCAUUGCUGCCGACAAGGACUCGGUCCCUCGGGCAUGGUUUGUUGACCGGCUGGCCCGGGAAGUGCGAGCGAUGCAGUUGCGUGGCCAAGAAGGCUUCGAGACCUCCCUCGAGUACCAGCAAGACGUUAGGAUUCCAUCAGCUCAUGAAUUGGGUCCCCACGAAGUUCUUGUUCGCAUACAUGCAGCGAGUUUAAACUAUCGCGAACUAGUCAUCGCCGGUCCUAUGGGUAUCAAUGGACCGAUCACACCACCAGUGAUUCCAGGCUGUGACGGUGCCGGCAUAGUCGAAGCCGUGGGAUCAUCCGUCCAUGAAUUCCGUCUAGGCGAUCGAGUCAUCACACAAGCCUCGUAUAAAUGUGCUGAAGCUCGCGGAGACGAUGCACUCGCAGGCAUCGCCGAUGUUGCAGCCUGCCUCGGUCAAGGAUCUGACGGCACGCUUCGAUCCCAUGGUGUUUUCUCCGAAGCUGGUCUUGUCCACGCGCCCAAGUCUCUCGACUUUCUUCCUGCGUCUACCUUGACUUGCACUUGGACUACUGCUUGGAAUGCUCUGUUCGGUCUAAAAGGCCGGGAAGCAGGGCCGGGCUCGUGGGUGCUUGUUCAAGGCACCGGCGGGGUUAGCAUUGCAGCUCUGCAGCUCGCUGUCGCAGUGGGCGCGACUGUGAUUGCGACUACGUCGUCUGAGGAGAAAGCGGCUCGUCUGAAGACGCUGGGUGCGACGCAUGUUAUCAAUUACCUGACCAAUCCGAAGAGCUGGGGUGAGGAAGCCCGUCGCUUAACUCCUAGUGAGAGAGGCGUGGAUUUUGUAAUUGAUGUUGGCGGUAAUGAGACACUCCCUCAGUCUCUGGCGGCGGUGCGGACGGAUGGGAUUGUUCUGGUCAUUGGUCAAGUUGGAGACUCCAGUGUCGACGCUGUGCCCAUGUUCGCCGCUCUGCUGCAUACGUGCAUUGUUCGUGGUAUUCUGGCUGCUAGUCGCAACCAAUUCCGGGAGUUGGUUCGCUUCAUUGAUGAGCACAAUAUUGUGCCGGCUGUCGAUGAUGUGGUGUUCGAGUUGGCUGAGACAAAGAGUGCAUACAGGCGCCUCAAGGAAAGGAAACACUUUGCUAAGGUUUUGAUCAAGAUUGAUUGA